Molecule: messenger RNA, 1721 nt
Organism: Branchiostoma floridae (Florida lancelet)
Lineage: Eukaryota; Metazoa; Chordata; Leptocardii; Amphioxiformes; Branchiostomatidae
Product: brevican core protein-like
Exons: 3
Coding region: 35-583 (182 amino acids)
Source: RefSeq, a predicted model, not a curated record
AUGCCCACCACUGGUGCCUCCAGCCAAUGGCCACAUGACAGGUUCUACGGCGUACCGAGGAUCAAUGCACUUCACCUGUGGCUACGGAUACAACCUUGUGGGUGCGAAAACCAUCAGUUGCCAGGCGGACGUUACAUGGGGCGGAAGAGUUCCCACUUGCAAAGCUACAUGCAGAGCUGGCUAUCAACUAAUUGCUCAAACGUGCAUCCGGGUUGGACUUGAAGAAAAGGACUACGAAGACGCGCAGGCGGACUGUGAGAGAGAGGGAGCCACACUAGCCAUGCCGAAAACGAAAGAACUGGACGUCGCUCUGAGAAAUGUGAUUGUCAACAAGUACGGAAAGGACUCCAAGUACUGGAUUGGAUUGAAGGAAUCUGGAUCCUGGCUAUGGGCAGACGGAUCUAGCCUAGAUGACCAUGACCACCAUUAUCAGGGAUGGAAUCCAGGAGAGCCUGCUUCGGGUAUCAAGGCAUGGUUUGAAUCCUCCGACUGUGUGCAAUACUGGUCAGGACCCACGGAUACCCCUAUGUGGGACGAUACUGCAUGCGGUUAUAACCUAAGGUACAUUUGUCAAGAGUCUUGAAAACACCAUGUUCAAAUCAUAACAAUUUUACUACCUUAAAGUUUGUUGAUAAGCUUAUAGAUGCAACAACUUGGCCAGUGCAUGGGUUCCACAAGUAGGUUGUGUUCUGUUUAUAAUCAAAUUUCCAGUUUUAGUUUCUUUGUUGUGGGAGGUUGGUGCAUGGCAUAUCAUGUAUACGUCCUAAUGUAUUUACUGCCUUUUUGGCUACUUGCAUGUACGGCCAUUGCUUUAUCUUUUUUUCAUAUCAAUAGCGUCGUUGAAGCUGAUUUUGCAAUCUUUUUUAUUUGUUCACUUAACAACUUGAAAGCUUAUGACUAAGUCCCAAUAUCAUACAAUAUAUUAUGUUAACGUUUUCAAACUGUCCAUCUUUCCUUUAUAUAUAUUUGUGUCAUUCAGAGAGGUGAAAAUAUUAUGCUUCGAUCACAAUGUUACAAUUUAAUAUGAGCGUAUAAAAAAAUUAACAUCAACGGCAACGUGGAAUAAUCUUAGAUGAAAAUUCUCUAUGAAAUAACUUGGAGAUCUUUUAAUACCUUUAUAAAGUUAUAAAACAAUAUCGCUGUCAAAGUAAGAUUGCUAAGCACAUUUGAUUAGUAUUGCGUAAUAAAACGUAGACAAAAUCCAGUCCAUUCGUCAGUAAUAUUAUUGUUUUAAAUUUUCAACUUUUAUUCCAAGAAAAAGUAGUUUAAGUAUGUCAAUAACCAUUUAUGCUAAUUAGUCUGGAUAACAAAAACUGUAAACAAUAAUUGUAAUUAGACUGUGAUUCGGGAAUGUUUUCUUGUGAAGUAGACGAAAAUCUCUAGUCCUCUAUCUCUGUCCAGAAAAUUUAGCUCCGUUGGGAUUUAAAACCCUGUUAUGAUGAGAUGUAAAUAAUGAUAUAAUAAAUAAAAAUACUCAAUUAUAAGAUGGAUGAUCAUGCACGAACAAUCAUAAAUUCUCAUGUUUUAAGGAAAAAAUCAGAGACCUUGUAACAGCUUGUAAAAGUGGCAAAGCAAUCACGUAAUUAUUGCCAGUGGUACAGCAAAUAUGUCGAAACGUUAAGCACAUUGAUUAGCAAUAAGUAAUGAAAUGCAAAAAUACCAGAACAUGUGAUAUUAUGUGUAGUAAAGAUUUAAAUGUUUUCCAACAAAAGGAAAUGAAG